AUGUGCAGUUUCGAGCUAGGCAAAGAUGACAAGCUUAGGUGGACUCGACACAGGGGAAGCCCAUCUUCCAGUAAAGGACCUUUCUAUGAUCACACCACUAGAAACAUGACAGGUGAACUCUAAACUAAUUACAUUACAACUAGCCAGACUUACUAUUAGCAGAGACAGUUACGGUUAGUUAGAGCAUCCAGUCAUCAAAUUGUAGACAAAAAGAAUUAAACCAAAAUUGUUUUUUUUUUUAGGUUUCAUAUCUAAAUCCGAGUUUUUGCACUAUCCUGGGUUAUCUUCACCCAGCCUUUGGCCCGUUGGGCCUAGAAAAAUUAUCCUCGAGACUACCCUUAUUCUUAGGGUCCGGUUGAGCCAAAGAGACCCCCCCCCCACCCCCCUACUUACUUGAUGAUCUGAAUCCGCUAAUAUAUAGUAACCCUAUUUGCUCUUGCUCUACAAUAUCCAGUUGCAUGUAGCACUUCCCGUGGCUCUCAAUCCAGAAAGGAGCCUGAACACUUAAGUUUUUCUUCAUUCUACCUCUUUUACGUUGCACUUACGAGGUCAGAGAACUAUUUUAGCAUUUGCGCGCAGACUAUGAAAAAUCUUAUUCUAGGUCUACUGAAAAACGUUUUUUAGUAAGCACUGGUUAUUUUUCUUUCCUGUAUCCGUAUCUCUUUGUAAGUUGUUACACAUUCAUUUUUUACAGUUAUCUAGUCAACAAGAACUUACAAAAUUGGACAGUCGGUCCUCAACUUAAAACUACUUGUUAGUUAUAAGUUGCUACCCUCUAUCCAUCUUUAUCUCUUUAAAGGUUAUUACAUGUACAUAGAAGCAUCCAGUCCACAUCAACCAGGUGAUGAUGCAAAAUUGCACAGUCCUCCACUUAAGUUCUUUGGGAUUAUGUGCCUUGAAUUCUAUUACUAUAUGUCUGGUGCAGUUAAUGGAAGCCUGAACGUCACCAUAAAUGAAACAGUGGUUUUCUCUGCGAGUGGUGAUAAAGGAGGCAUAUGGAAUAAAGCUAGUAUAAAUAUAUCAUCUAUUGUGGGAUUGCAUUGGGUAAGCAUUAAUGAGACCACAUCGAUCGGUAUCAAAACCGUCUGAAAACAGUUUUCUCUAAACGCAGUAGGAAGCCAAUGAUUUUAAGAGGCAUAAGGUAGAAAUCUUUGAAAACCUUUUGAGAAUUUGCGAGAGUUUAAAUUCCACAAAUCCUACUUUAGACGGACUUUCUGUAUUUAUCAGCAAAACAAGUAAAACUAUAAUACUUCAUCUUAUUAUUAACUAUAAAUUAAACAGAUACAAAAUGUAAGUUAUAUAUCUCUCUAAAAUUCGUAAAUGCAAAGAAAAAUAUCACUUAGCGUUUCAAAGCGGAUGUGCCUGCUGUUUGUCUCAAUUAUCUAAUUCUUUAAACUUUCCAGUUAAUUCUUCAUUUCUGCAAUAUUAAUUUGCCUUUAAAGUCCAUCAUUAAAGCGAACCUUCCAGACUGAUUACACUGUAAUACCAUGUUUCUGACAGGUAACAUUUGAAGGCGUAGUAGGAAGCAGUAUCACUGGUGACAUAGCAAUUGAUGACUUCUUCUUUGCGGGGGGGUCUUGUCCU
Messenger RNA from Porites lobata, 1584 nucleotides. NCBI's taxonomy places the organism in Eukaryota, Metazoa, Cnidaria, Anthozoa, Scleractinia, Poritidae. The record is from the annotation of a GenBank genome assembly.